Messenger RNA from Clavispora lusitaniae ATCC 42720, 456 nucleotides. Lineage: Eukaryota; Fungi; Ascomycota; Pichiomycetes; Serinales; Metschnikowiaceae. The record is from RefSeq and is a predicted model, not a curated record.
AUGGAGCGCCAGAACAAAAGAAUGAUGACGCAGGCCAUUCUGCCUCAGACCCAAGAUCCUGAAACCGCUGUUUUAUCCACGAUCGGCAUGCGCAUCAGAAAAGCCGUUGCUGAAGGUUAUUCUGUCCAAACCCCAGCGUCCUACAAACCAGAUUCUGUCCCCGCAUACUCCAUUUCAUUUGAUGUUCCAUCCAACAACCACCCUUCCACGAUGAGAAUACCUUUACCUAACGGAAUGGCGCAACCACCUUCUUUAACUAACGCUGGCUCAACGUUCCAGUCAGGACUGAAUGUCUCUGAAUGGGGCCAGCAAAUGAAUGUCAUUUCUAUCCCACACAUGCCUAGCUCGGGUUCCAAGAGAAGAUUCGACCAAGAUGAAGACGUUACCAUCAAUCAACCUAGCUUGGAGGAGUACAACGCCAGGUACGGCCGUUUGAGUUUCAAUGAAGACUUUUGA